This is a messenger RNA of Prunus persica (peach), 747 nucleotides long. RefSeq lists its product as uncharacterized. The transcript has a single exon. The record is from RefSeq and is a predicted model, not a curated record. NCBI's taxonomy places the organism in Eukaryota, Viridiplantae, Streptophyta, Magnoliopsida, Rosales, Rosaceae. Bases 1 to 747 code for a protein of 248 amino acids.
AUGUGCGUAGAAGACGUUGAGAAGCUCGUGAAUGACCGACUUCGAGACUUGAAGACUGGAGGAAACUUCGAGGAUUCACUACGUAAGGAGAUGGACCAAGUGAACUCUACGCCUUUCACCCUCGAUAUCGAGCAGGCUGCUCACCCGAAGAGAUUCUCAACACCUUCAUUCACGCAUUUCAAAGGGGAUUUCGAUCCCGAGAGCCAUAUAAAGCACUUCAAAAGUAUCAUGAUCUUUUACAAGGCUAACGACGCGCUGAUGUGCAAGGUGUUUGUAAUGACCUUGCAAGGAGCAGCCCAAGACUGGUUCCACACCUUGUCAUCUGGGUCGAUCAGCAGCUUCAAGGAGCUAGUUUACGUCUUCACCAAAGAAUACACUUCUUACCGGAAGAUCAAGAAGAACCCUGACCAUCUGUUCAACCUGCAAAAGAAGGACGAUGAAUCCUUCCAAGAUUACAUCAAGAGGUUCAAAACAGAAAGGGCAAACAUCAUUGGAUGUGACGAUCGAAUUGCGUCAUCGGCCUUCAAGAGGGGCUUGCCAAUUGAGUGUAAGCUGUGUCGCGAGCUGACCAUCUCUUCUUGCCAAACACUAGUAGAAGUCUUCGCGACAGUAGAGCGCUAUGCACUUUGGGACGAUGACCGGAUCGCCGCAAAGAAAGCUGCCAAGCAAGCCGAUCAACCGGUUGAGCCGGCAAGCCAAAGAAAUGGCAUGAUAAAAGACAAGGAUGGGGGCAAGCACGAAUUAUAG